Drosophila virilis is the source of this 2220-nucleotide messenger RNA. It is a transcript of the gene hec, whose product is annotated as calcitonin receptor hector. The record is from RefSeq and is a predicted model, not a curated record. NCBI's taxonomy places the organism in Eukaryota, Metazoa, Arthropoda, Insecta, Diptera, Drosophilidae. Gene Ontology annotation, biological process: adenylate cyclase-modulating G protein-coupled receptor signaling pathway; cell surface receptor signaling pathway. Gene Ontology annotation, molecular function: calcitonin receptor activity. Gene Ontology annotation, cellular component: plasma membrane.
AUUAAUAUAUUUUAUGAUAUAGCGCAGGAAUUCAAAUUUUCAUUUAACAUAAACAGACAAACGUCUUUGCCGCACAUGGCCCUACUGCGAGCAGCACUGACUAUGGCAACAGCAGCCUAUUUUGAGAUGACAGUAUCGGGGGCUAUGCCACCACAGCCGCAGGAUAAUCUACGCACAUUUCUCAAGCAUUUGUAUGCCGAGUGCGUCUAUCGCUACCAGAAUGACACGGCCACAGCCCAACUGGCAACAGAGCCUGACGAUGGUGGGCUGCUGCUGGAGACAUACACAAUGAUACCGCGCUACUUGGAGCAGGCGGUGCUCAAUGAGGGCACCAUUGAUAUGCAGGAUGUGGAUGAGGAGGCGGCCAGCGAGAACGAGCUCUAUGCCACGGUUCUAUCGGCAACAAUGGCAACAAAUCACCAUUCACAUAAUACAAGUGAAAUGGAAACCCUCUAUUGUCCCGUGAAUUUUGAUGGCUAUCUGUGCUGGCCACGAACACCAGCUGGCACCGUAUUGAGUCAAUACUGUCCCGACUUCGUUGAGGGUUUUAAUAGCAAGUUUUUGGCACACAAAACGUGCUUGGAGACUGGUUCAUGGUUCCGGCAUCCGGUUAGCAAUCAGACCUGGUCCAACUAUACCAACUGUGUGGACUAUGAGGAUUUUCAGUUUCGGCAAUUUGUGAACGAGCUGUAUGUGAAGGGCUAUGCACUGUCGCUUCUGGCGCUGUUCAUAUCGAUUGUCAUAUUUCUCGGCUUUAAAUCCUUGCGCUGCACUCGCAUCAGGAUACAUGUGCAUCUGUUUGCAUCCCUGGCCUGCACAUGCAUCGCCUGGAUACUCUGGUACCGUCUGGUCGUUGAGCAUACCGAGCAAAUAGCCGAGAAUCCGCCCUGGUGCAUUGCACUCCACUUGGUGGUGCAUUAUUUUAUGCUUGUCAACUACUUUUGGAUGUUCUGCGAGGGUUUGCAUCUGCACUUGGUUCUGGUUGUGGUCUUUGUCAAGGACACGAUUGUGAUGCGCUGGUUCAAGCUGCUCAGCUGGCUGUUACCUCUCCUGUUUGUACUACCCUAUGGCGUUGCCAGACAUUUCAGUGCCAACGACAAUGCUCACUGCUGGAUGAAUGACAGUUUCUACUUGUGGAUCUUCUCGGUGCCCAUUACCCUCUCGCUGCUGGCCAGUUUCAUCUUUCUUAUCAACGUGCUGCGGGUGAUUGUGCGCAAGUUGCAUCCACAAUCGGCACAGCCAGCACCGCUGGCCAUACGCAAGGCGGUGCGUGCCACAAUUAUUUUGGUGCCACUUUUCGGGCUGCAGCACUUUCUGCUGCCCUAUAGACCCGACGCUGGCACCCAGCUGGAUCGAUUCUAUCAGCUGUUGUCGGUGGUGCUGGUCAGCCUGCAGGGCUUCGUUGUCUCAUUUCUGUUCUGUUUCGCCAAUCAUGAUGUGACCUUUGCCAUGCGUACUCUGUUGAACAAGUUGAUGCCCACCUUGGUUGCACCGCCGCCGGCCGGGAGUAAUACUGGACAAUUGGCAACAACCACGCCGAGUCGCGAGCUGGGCGUCUAAACAAAGGCACUGCACCGUGCAGACCCUGGAAAUGGCCCAGCUGCGCUUCUAAGUACCAACACGUUAGACCAGUGAGAUCCAAGGCGAUGCCGCUUGGCGCAUGCUGAACUCCAGAUGGUAUUGCAGGCAUAUCAACAUUAGAACGGCAACCACAGAUUGUUUGUACUUAAUGUCUUGUCUAUUAUCCAUAUAAAUGUAGCUAUACCCAUUGUUUUCCUAAUUUUAUUCUAGCAGUAGUACAUUUUUUUUUAAUAGAUUUUCCAAAACUUAGAGAUUCACGAAAAUUCGCAUACGUACUCCAUGUACCUACAUGACAAAUGUUUGUGCCAACAAAGAUUGCAAAAUAUAUAUACACAAUAUAAAAGCUAUAUAUAUUUAUACACAUAUAAUCGAGUGUUAUUUAAACAUAUUUAUAUAUAUUUGUCUAUUAUCAGCAGGCAUGUUCCAAAAUCCAUUACGUAUUUCCUUCGGGUUCCUUUUGAAGGGCAACCGGCUCCCAAAAGCAUGCUAUAAAAAUUUGAUUUCUCUGUAAUGUGCAUUUUUGGAACAUGCAGAUACAGCAUGUUAAUUGUAUUUAUUUAUUAUAAUACUUACAUAUUUACUCAAUCAAGAUACAAAUUUUAAAAGUAUUUACUGGAAAUAAACGAUGUUAUCAGCAAA